AUGAGACCAGUAGUAGUAAAUUUUAUUAAAUGUAGACAGUGUAAUUCAGAAAAGUUACAUAAACUAACUCUAGAUGAAUACAUUAAAGUUGAAAAUUACGAAAGAUCUAACUUUGAGUUUAUGAGUGAGAAAAUUGAAACUCCUGAGUGUUUAGACUUUUUAUUAGAUGUUCAAAGUGAAAAUAGAUCUAUUGAAUUAACAGAAGGUGAUAUUUAUGAAGGUAAUAAAGACAAGAUUUAUGAAUUUCUCUUUGGUUGUGAUGUAAUAAAAGGUUCGUUAUACUGUCCUGAUUGUUCAAAAGAAUCUUUAAUAGAAAAUGGAAUAUUAAAUUGUAUUAACUGA
Molecule: messenger RNA, 342 nt
Organism: Hepatospora eriocheir
Lineage: Eukaryota; Fungi; Microsporidia; Hepatosporidae
Source: the annotation of a GenBank genome assembly